AUUUUGGCAUGCACUAUACCUGAAAACCCAUGUAAGCUCACUAGAGCACAGGCAAUGAGCUAAAGAAAAAAAAUCUGUAGCUUUCUUUAAUCACAACCAACGCUAUUCUAAUGGCAGAUGAAAGCAAAGGCAGAGGCACAAACUACUGGAUUUCUUCUGCUAGCAUUUGCUAUUACAAACUGUUUUAACUGCAGAUGUCGACCGAUAAAAAGCAUUUGGCAUCACCUUGCUGCUCGCGGAAAAGGAAGCAAUACUCGGAAGAAACAGUCUCUAAAAUUAACUCUAGGAGACGUGAUAUGUACAAGCAGUUAACGGUUAAAAAGCUUGAACUAAAAAAGGGCCAAACCGCACUGCUUGAAUAUACCAAACAAGCUGCUGGGUUUGAAUUACCUAAACAAAAAAUUCUGACGAUAGUUGAGCCACCAUCUGUUACUAUGACAGACGGUAUAUCUUCGAUUGCUGGGCCAGUAGCUGGUUGUGACAAAGGAAAAAAUAUUACCGACCACUUCUCCGUUUUUGAACAGGGCUCCAGCUGUGGUUGAACAACAUCAUCCAGAGACAUCUAUCGUCACAAACAAAGGUUUGUUUCACUUUAAUCUUAUUACAACAUUUACUCUUAUAACAAUAUUUACUGCUGCUCUCUUCUCAACACUAACAUGAUAUAUUGUUGCAACUAAUGUACAUAGGUUAUAAAUAAAAAAUAAUAGGUUUGAACUGGAACAUUAGCGAACUACCCAGUGAUGCAACUAUUUUAAAAAUUGUACCGAACUGUAAAUAUUGUGGAGCAAAAAGAUUUGAAUAUGAAACACCAACAUUUUGUUGUAGUAAUGGUUCAGUUAAGUUGAUGUCACAUGAAAUGCCUAAUGAACUCUUGAAUCUAUAUUUAGGCGAUACCGAAGAAUCUGAACACUUUCGUACAUACCUUAGACUAUACAAUAAUAUGUUUGCAUUUACUUCACUUGGAGUGAACUACGACAAAACACUAGCAAAAAGAAACCAACGAAUUUAUACAUUUAACGUACAAGGUCAAAUGUAUCACUUCAUAAAUGAUCUGAUUCCAACAAAUCGUCAACCAAGAAAUUUACAGCUGUAUUUUUAUGAUGAGAAUAUAGAAAUAUUGAAUCGAAUGGCUUCUUCAUAUAUACUUCGACAAUCGAUUGUUGAGAAGCUAAUGAAUAUACUGAAGAUAAAUCCUUAUUGUAUCUUCUUGAAAUCUCUUAUACAUAUCCCAGAAUUAUCAAACUUUUAUAUUGCAUUGCGAUGUGGCUCUGGCUUAGAUCAACGAAUAUACAACUUGCCAAUUGUGUCAGAAGUCGCAGCAUUAUGGCUAGAACAAGAAACGAACGAUAAUAGUUCCGCACCCCAUAUUCGAAUUUAUACUCACAGUAACAAAAACCAAUUAGUAAAUUACUACUAUGGCUGUUAUGAUCUUUUGCAAUAACCACUUUUAUUUCCUUAUGGUCAAAACGGUUGGCAUUGCGGUAUUCCAAAAAUCGUACAACCUAGAAAUAAAUUGAGAAAGCGAGCUUACUAUGAGACCGAACAACUUCCGAGUGUCUCUAACAUGUGUUCAAUUGAUGGACUACUUGAUAUGGAAGCGGAUGUUUUGCAAAAGGGAAAACGAAAAAGAAAUAAUGUUUCUUGUCUUGAAUACUACUGUUACAAACUCUAGAUGAGAGAUAAUGAGGAAAACGUGAUUUUACAUUCUGGUAGAUUAUUUCAACAAUAUUCAGUUGAUGAAUUCAUAAAAGUAGAAACUCAGAGGUUAGAUUUUGCGUCAUUUAACCAAGAUUUAUUUCGGGUUGAUGUACUACAAGGACCGCAGAUUUAUUUCGGGUUGAUGUACUACAAGGACUUCUAGAUAUCUUAAGACUUGGCGAGAAGCUUCUAAGAUAGGAAAACAAAACUUUCUUCCAACAAGUUUUACGUGUGGUCCGAGAGAUAUGCGCCAACGUUAUAUGGAUGCUAUUGCGUUAGUGCAACAUUUUGGAAAGCCUGAUAUAUUUAUGACAAUGAAAUGCAAUCCCUCUUGGCCCAAAAUAAAGCAACAUUUGUUCCCAACAGACGAAACUCAAAAUAGGCCUGAUUUAAUUAGUCGCGUGUUCAGAGCAAAGGUAGAAGAGAUGAAGACAGAUAUAUUAAAAAGAAACAUUUUUGGAAAAGUUGCAGCUUAUAUGUAUACUAUAGAAUUUCAAAAACAAGGUCUUCCACAUGCUCAUUUCCUUAUUAUACUUACUGAUGACUACAAAUUAUUAACGUCUGAGGCUUAUGACAAAUUUGUUUGUGCUGAGCUGCCUGAUCCUGAUUCAAACUCUUACUUACAUAAGCUUGUUAUUAAACACAUGAUGCAUGGGCCUUGUGGUAAUUUAGAUCCUACAAAUUCAUGUAUGAAAAGAAAUGAGUGCAAAUUUAAGUACCCUAAGAACUUUGCUGAUGAGACAACAAAAGGAAAGAACUCUUAUCCAAUUUAUAGAAGACGAAACAUUGGUAAAUCUAUAAAAGUUAGAAAAAAAAUUCUUGAUAACUCAUGGGUUGUUCCUUAGAAUCCUUAUUUUUUGUGUAAAUAUAAUUGUCAUAUAAAUGUGGAAGUUUGCUCUGAUAUUAAAGUUGUGAAAUAUAUAUACAAAUAUAUAUGUAAAGGGCAUGAUAAAAUUUCGUUUGGCUUACACGAAGAUAACAUAAAUAUACAAAUAGAUGAAAUAAAAGAGUAUCAAUCUGCUAGAUGGGUGUCACCUCCGGAAGCUAUGUGGCGUUUAUUUGCAUUUCCUAUCAAUGAAAUGACUCCCAAGUGUUUAUCACCUCCAGCUAUAUCUUGAUGGACUACAAUUUGUCUCCUUUAAAAAAACUGACACAAUAGACAGUAUCCUGAAAAACCCUAUGAUUAAGAAGACGAUGCUGACAGAAUUUUUUUUGAUGAAUGAAACAAACGAAGAUGCUAAAGAACUUAAGUUGUUGUAUAAAGAUUUUCCACAAUACUUCGUAUGGUCAUCUACCUACAAAAUGUGGACUCGACGGCGACGAGGUCAUGUUAUUGGCCGCGUUGUAACAUGUCAUCCAACAGAAGGAGAAAGAUAUUACCUUAGAUUAUUACUAAUGAAUGUGAGAGCACCAAAAUCAUACGAAGAUCUUCUACGAGUAAACGAGAUAUGUUGCGACACAUUUAGAGAAUCUGCGGAAAGAAGAGGGUUAUUGCACUGUGACAACAGCCUGUUAUCGAAUGCCUUAUAGUUUAAGACGUUUAUUUGCUACAAUAUUAGUACAUUGCAGCCCUGACAAUCCAAGGGAACUGUGGAAACAAUUUGAAGAUUCAAUGUCUGAAGACUUUAAGAACCUAGCCAAUAUAAUGGCAAAAGAUAUCCACCUUGUUGUCCUGAAUCACAUAAAUGAUAUAUUACAUUCCAUGGGCCGUGAAAUUAAUGAGUUUAACCUUGUUUCAAAAACUAAUAUUAAUGAGUUUAACCUUGUUUCAGAAACUAUCACGUCUUCAAAAAUGGCAAAUGAAGCAAAGGAAGUAUAUUUCGAAAGAAACAUCAUUGUGAACGACGAAGAUUUACUGUUGCAUAGAAAAUUAAAUACAAAACAGAAAAUGGCAUACGACGUAAUCCUUCAGAGAGUAUUUGCUAACAAAUCAAGAGCAUUUUUUAUUGAUGGUCCUGGAGGAAGUGGUAAGAGAUUCUUAUAUUGUGCCUUAUUAGCGACUGUGAGAUCUAAAGGAUUUGUAGCAUUAGCAACAGCAACUUCCGGAGUUGCAGCUUCGAUCCUUCCAGAAGGACGAACAGUUCAUUCACGUUUUAAAUUUCCAAUUAAUAUUGAUGAAAGGUUUUCUUGCAAUAUCAGUAAGCAAAGCUCAUUGGCGCCUUUGAUUCGCGAUGCAAAAUUAAUUGUGUGGGAUGAAGUAUCCAUGGCCAAGAAAAACAUGAUUGAAGCUUUAGAUUCUCUUUUGAAAGAUAUAAUGGACACAAAUGUACUUUUUGGUGGAAAAGUUGUUGUGUUUGGCGGAGAUUUUAGACAAACUCUUCCUGUGGUUCGAAGUGGAAAAAAGGAAGACUUCAUUCGGGAAAGCAUAGUGAACUCCGAAAUAUGGAAUGAACUUGAAAAACUUCGAUUAUCAGAGAAUAUGCGUGCGAAAACUGAUCCUUCUUUCUGUGAAUAUUUGAUGCGAAUUGGAAAUGGAAAAGAAAAGACAAACAUGGAUAGUAAAAUAGAAAUUCCGAGGUCUUUCAUUGUUCCUUAUAUUACUGAAAAAGAAUCGUUGGAUCUUUUAUUUAACAUAAUAUAUCCUGAUUUGCAUACGUCUUUUCACGAUUCUUCUUUUUUAACCUCUCGUGUUAUUUUGACGACAAAAAAUGACUUUGUUGAUGAAAUAAAUGAUAGACUUAUAGCUCAAUUUCCUAAAGAUGCCAAGACAUUUAUUGCAAUGGAUGAAACUGUUGAACCAAAUGAUCAAAGCCAGUUUGAGGAUUUUUUGCAUUCAUUAAACCCUGCUGGUUUGCCUCCUUACAAAUCAAUCUUGAAGGAAAAUUGUCCCAUUAUGUUGUUGCGAAACUUAAAUCCUUGUGAAGGUCUAUGCAAUGGUACACGACUGAUAUGCUGUGAUUUUAAGAGCCGUGUUAUAAGCGCUAAAAUUGCGAGCGGUGAUUUCAAAAAUAUACAUGUAUUUAUUCCUAGAAUACCGUUAUUAUCUUCAGAUGAUGAGAAAUUACCUAUUCCAUUUAAAAGAACACAAUUUCCGGUACGCUUGUGUUUUGCAAUGACGAUAAAUAAAGCACAAGGACAAACAUUAGAUUAUGUUGGUAUUUAUUUACGUGAGCUAGUUUUUUCUCAUGGCCAGCUAUAUGUUGUUUUAUCGAGAGCAAAGAGUUCAAGCCGUAUAAAAAUAUUAAUCCGACCAUCUACGGUGGAUAACGAUGAUGACCAGUCUACAUAUAACAUAGUAUAUGAUGAAAUCAUUCAAAAAGCGCUCCUAUAACUCUACAACUUUCUUUUUCAUAUUCCUUGAUUGACCAUACAUUGUUUAUUUCAAUGAUUUUCUUGGGGUAUAUAAUUUUUCGAUGUGCAAUAUAGAAUCAAAAUGCUCAGUGAAAACUUUCACGGAUCAAUCAGUGAAAAAUCUAUAAUUACAAAGGCUUGUUACAUAUUUCCACGAUUUUCGUUCAACUCUGUGAAGCUAGCCUACCACGAAAAAAUCAAGUUUUAACUCCGCCUGUGUUUUAGUGUAAUGUGUUUCAGUUACACUACUGAAUCACAGCCGGUCCGAAGCCCGGACAAAGGAGGAGGGUUUACUAUCUCUCCGUGUUUUACAAUUUUAAAAUGUAGGGUGAUCAGUGAAACAACAUAUAUUGCAUCUUCCAAAACCUAAAGUAUAUCACAAUGCUUCUGUCACCAAGAAGAACUUUUUGCUGCUACCUAAACUCUGUUCUUACUGACUGGCCUGGCUCGAGUACCCCUCCUAGAUGACUCACAAAUGUUUAUCUCCAUUUUGCUUACAAAAAUAUCAAUAUUUUAUCUCUUUUUCAUUUAUGCAAAAUUCGGAGUUAUUUUGGUUGUGCCUUUUGUUUAAAACUUUUCAUCAUUUAAAUAUAGUUAUUGCAGGUGGUUUUGGAGGAGCACGGGUUAAGUAAUUUUGAUUUUGGGUAAAAAAUUCUGUUUCUUCAACUUGGUUGCUCUGCCAUGAUUUGAUUUGUUAACUUUUGGAGUGAGUUUUGUUCAUACUAUAUUGAUUCCAUAAUUUCCUUUUUGGUUUUCUUAUGUGUUUGAUUUUUGUUAUUAUUCUAUGCCGAGCCGGAUUUGCAGUCGCUUUGGAGGCCAUUUGGAAUUUGAAGAUGUUCCAUUGUAGGUUAUUUCAAAACUUAAGUUUAUUUCUAUUAUUCUACAUAAAUGAAUGGCUAGCUAUUUAUGUAGUUCAAAUAUGUCAACCCUUUUGCUUCUUCAUAUAAGUACAUAUAUAGAUCUUACACCGAAGUCAACUCUUGAAUAUUUCAGACCUUCGGGUACCAUACGAACUGUCUAGCUUUGUUUCUGCUGGUAUAAAGGGAUAAUGUGUUUUAUUUUCAAGCCUUAGAUUUUCCUUGGUGACCUUUACUUUUGUAAGAUGAGUAUUUUUAUUUUUAGUUCUUCAUACAACAGAACCGAGCGCUUUGAUUUUCAUUAAACGAAGAGGGUUUAUUGUCUGUUAGCAACAACUUUCUUAUCUCUUUCUAACCUAUUAAAGCCGUUAUGGUUUAGUAAUUGGUUCCCUGUUACGUAUUUUAGUUGAUGUUGUCCAUCGAGUUUUAUUAACAUAUUUAUCUUUCAAUAUCAAUUUCUUUGAAACUACAUUUGUUAACUAAUUUUAUACUUUUUUUAGCAGAAUCUUUUCUAUAUUAUGCACCAUUAAGCCAUGAUAGCUCAAGGAAGUGAGAUUGGACCUGAAAUGAAUGACACGUAAGCUAUAUCAAACUACGCUGAUCGUAUAACCAUUGUUAAAAAGGCGACAGUGUAUUAGCAGAGAUUUCAACCUUGGAAGAUACACUACCGCUUUUUUAACAAUCGUUAUAUGUUAUCAAAAACAAAACUCUAAAGUCAAUUCUCUUUCUUCUAAUCUCUUUAUCUUCUUAUCCAGGUAUGCUUUUUUUUUCCAAUUUUUGCUCACCGAUGGACUAAAUGGCUAUUUAGACUUUGUUUUCUUCAAAACUAUACUGUAAAGUAACAUAGAGGUAUUACUUUCAUAGAGGUAUUUGCAUAUCCUUUGACGACUAAAGUUCUGCGAAUUUUUUGGAUAGAGACAAUGGCAUACAUCCUAACACCACAUGUUUUGAAAUAUAGCUUUGUCAUCACAUAGGUGAGCUUCAUCUAAAAUAUUUUAUUUUACUGAUUUCUCGAAAAUAUAAAUAUCUUCUGCUAAAGUUUAUCAGACGCACAAUUAGAAUCAAUUACAAUCCCAUUGAACCUUAGGUAGCAAAGGUAGCAGUCUAUUAUGCUCAAUGCCAUUGAACCUUAGGUAGCAAAGGUAGCAGUCUAUUAUGCUGGAGUAGUAUAUUGAAUUCUUUGUAAGACAUAUUUUUAGUUGACAGUGGUGAUCGCUGGCUAAUACACGAACCAAUCAGAUGGGUUGAUUUAGAGAAGACAGACUAGGAACCUUUAUUUUAGGAGUGACUGGAGUAUAAAAUGAUUGAAAAUGUUACUACUGUAUUGUUAAUAGUUUCCAGGAUUAGCUGUUAAAAAAUAAUUUAUUUAGCUUAACAGUUUCAGAUAUCUACUAACGUUCCAUCUUCAAGUCAUCUUCUGAAUAAACAUCUGAGAGCCAGGCCAUUUUGUGAAUCACUACUGAAAAUAGUUGGUGGUAGACUGUUAAUAUUGGACAACUUUCUCCACCAAAUAUCAGACCAGAACUUAAUUCUGAACAGUGUAAAGGACACUUUAGUUGAAGUGAAGCUAUAAUGAAAGCUGCAAGAGCUGAGAUAUCAGCUGCGUUGAACAAAAUGAAGAAAGAGACACAGUUUGGAAGUGGAACAUAACAUUACUGAACGAAGGAAGAAAGUUGAAGCUGAGUUACAAGAAGCUUUAAAAGAGAAAAAGAAAAUGAAAAUGAUGGAAAAUAUGUGUUCAUUAGUAGAGCGACUGUACAAAAUUUUUCUCUGUUAUAUCAUUUUCCUUUGUUGACAAAUUAUCAUUUCUCACUAGAAAAAACGCAAAAGGAUAAGUGGAUUGCCUUUUAUCGUAUUAGUACUUGGUAAGGCCUUCUAAUUAUAACUCUUUCAUCAUUUUGUGGUCUGCAUCAAUCUUUGGCAGCCCCCUCAUGAUUAAAAGAUGUCCAUUUACUUUAUAUAUAUUGAAAGUUACUCUUCUAUUUCAACACAUGCCAAAUUUGAUGGCCAAGAGCCUAAGAAACAAGUCAAACUACUUUGUUUGUCAUAUGAUACCAUUUACACUAUAGUUUUUCUUUCAAUUUCAAUGACUAUGAUACCGUUUUGAUUUUUCCCAAGAAUAUAUGCGUCAGAACCGAGGAAAUCCCAUAUACCAUGUGUACUUUGUUUUACUUUUUAAUCUUUUUCAUAUGUGUUCUGCCAAAGAAGAGGCAUCUAAUUAAAGUUUUUAACUCUGUACUGAUUACGUUGAACUUCGUUUCUACAGAAGAAGAAGAAGAAGCAACUAAGGCAUGGCAUUUCAUAGACGAGCCCACUUUUACUGAUCUUCAUUGAGAUUAUUUCACAACAAUGCUAGCUUCGGUUAUGGCAUAAUUGGUGAAACAUAUGACGAAAUCUAACAACUGCCUUUGCUCCCAGUUCAACAGGUAUUCAGCAGAUUAUAGCAUAUUUCACUUUUGCAUAGCAGACAACGAGCAUGAUUGGAGAGACGGAUCUGAGCAACACAGUUUUAUUGAACAUUGUCUUGCAUCAGUAGACAAAAACAGAAGCAGAGCCUUGGCUGAUUUUUUCGGCUUCGCAUUGGAAACUUUGCAGGGGUGUUACCUGAGUACUCUUGUAAUUACACAGUAUUUUUUUCAAACGAAAACACACCAUAACUUGAAGUGCACGGGCCAAUCCCAUCUAGUUAAUAUACAUACACGUAUAUGGCACCUUUACCAAGUAUCUUUCCCUUAUCCAUUCCAUUGAUAGGAAUAUCCAUUUAUUAA
Messenger RNA from Nicotiana tabacum (common tobacco), 8614 nucleotides. NCBI's taxonomy places the organism in Eukaryota, Viridiplantae, Streptophyta, Magnoliopsida, Solanales, Solanaceae. The record is from RefSeq and is a predicted model, not a curated record.